Molecule: messenger RNA, 2859 nt
Organism: Hevea brasiliensis (rubber tree)
Lineage: Eukaryota; Viridiplantae; Streptophyta; Magnoliopsida; Malpighiales; Euphorbiaceae
Product: DNA replication licensing factor MCM4
Exons: 18
Coding region: 119-2620 (833 amino acids)
Biological process (GO): double-strand break repair via break-induced replication; mitotic DNA replication initiation; DNA replication
Cellular component (GO): nucleus; MCM complex
Molecular function (GO): ATP binding; single-stranded DNA helicase activity; single-stranded DNA binding
Source: RefSeq, a predicted model, not a curated record
CCACUAAGAAAUCUGGCGCGAAAACCAUACUAUUCCCCGCCAUUUGCGAAGUCAAAACCCCCAAAUCUUUUUCCCUCCAUACGCUGAUCCUAAUCUCUGCUUCCCUCACUCUGCAGCCAUGGCCUCCGAUUCCUCUCCAGCUCCCUUCAACAACGGACCUUCUUCUCCGGAUGACUCCCUCUCCAGUCCCAUCGGCAACACAUUUUCUUCCCCCGCAGCUGACAACUCUCGCCGGAACAGACGCAGGGGUAGAUCCACUACCCCUUCGGCGUUUGCUACCCCUCCUCCUCCCCAAUCCCGCUUCGCCACUUCAGAAUCAACCCCGACUCCUCAACGGAGCAGAUCCAUUCCUCGUCAAGCUGCCGUUUCAACCCCGUCUUCCGCUUCUGAGGGCCUACCCUCUUCCGAAGGAGGUGAUGAUAUGGAUGAGGCCACACCCACGUUCGUGUGGGGCACCAACAUCAGUGUUCAGGAUGUUAAGUCUGCUAUCCAUAUGUUUCUGAAGCAUUUUAGGGAUAAUAAUCAAAGUCAAGGGACUGAGAUAUUUGAGGAAGGGAAGUACAUGAAAGCGAUACAUAGAGUGCUGGAAAUUGAAGGGGAGUGGCUUGAUGUUGAUGCGCAUGAUGUGUUUGGUUAUGAUUCUGAUUUAUAUACGAAGAUGGUUAGGUACCCACUUGAGGUUUUGGCCAUUUUUGAUAUUGUUUUGAUGGAUAUUGUGAGUUUGAUUAAUCCUUUGUUCGAGAAACAUGUGCAAGUGAGGAUUUAUAAUCUUAAGACUUCCACGACAAUGAGAAGUCUCAACCCUUCUGAUAUUGAGAAGAUGGUGUCCCUCAAGGGAAUGAUAAUUCGUUGCAGUUCUAUAAUACCAGAGAUCAGGGAAGCAAUUUUUAGAUGCCUUGUGUGUGGGUACUUCUCUGAUCCCAUUGUUGUAGAUAGAGGAAGAAUAAAUGAACCUACAGUAUGCAUGAAGCAGGAGUGCCUUGCUAGAAACUCUAUGACAUUGGUUCAUAAUCGGUGCAGGUUCGCUGAUAAGCAGAUCGUGAGGCUUCAGGAGACACCUGAUGAGAUCCCUGAAGGAGGAACGCCACACACAGUGAGCUUGUUGAUGCAUGACAAAUUGGUGGAUGCUGGAAAACCUGGUGACAGAGUUGAGGUCACUGGGAUUUAUAGAGCCAUGUGUGUUAGAGUUGGGCCCACGCAAAGAACUGUAAAAUCAUUAUUCAAGACUUACAUUGAUUGUCUUCAUAUAAAGAAAACUGACAAGUCAAGAAUGCUGGCAGAGGAUCCUAUGGAAAUUGAUAAUGGCUCACGUAGAAUGGAGGAAGAUGUCCAAUUUGAUGAAGUGAAAAUACAUCAAUUAAAGGAGCUGUCAAGACAGCCUGAUAUUUAUGACAGGCUAACAAAGUCAUUGGCACCAAACAUUUGGGAGCUGGAUGAUGUGAAGAGAGGUCUUCUCUGCCAGCUCUUUGGUGGGAAUGCCCUGAAGCUGCCAUCUGGUGCUAGCUUCCGUGGUGAUGUCAAUAUCCUUCUAGUUGGUGAUCCUGGAACUAGCAAGUCCCAGCUACUACAAUACAUACACAAAUUAUCUCCUCGUGGCAUCUAUACUAGUGGGAGAGGGAGCUCUGCUGUUGGCUUGACUGCAUAUGUUAGCAAAGAUCCCGAGACAGGGGAAACGGUUCUGGAGAGUGGAGCACUUGUUCUGAGUGACAGGGGGAUCUGCUGUAUUGAUGAAUUUGACAAAAUGUCUGAAAAUGCAAGGAGCAUGUUGCAUGAGGUGAUGGAACAGCAAACUGUUUCCAUUGCCAAGGCUGGAAUUAUUGCUUCCCUUAAUGCAAGAACAUCAGUAUUAGCCUGCGCAAAUCCUAUUGGCUCACGCUAUAAUCCUCGGUUGUCAGUGAUUGACAACAUACACCUUCCUCCUACCUUGUUAUCCAGGUUUGACCUCAUAUACUUGAUUCUUGACAAGGCUGAUGAACAAACAGACAGGCAUCUUGCCAAGCAUAUUGUUUCAUUGCACUUUGAGAAUCCUGAGAUUGCACAGCAGGAUGUCUUAGACAUUGCAACAUUAACUGCAUAUGUGAGCUAUGCUCGUAAGCAUAUUCAACCAAAGCUAUCUGAUGAAGCUGCUGAAGAGUUGACUCGAGGAUAUGUUGAGAUGAGAAGAAGAGGAAAUUUCCCUGGUAGCACAAAAAAGGUGAUAACUGCGACACCUAGGCAGAUAGAAAGUUUGAUACGCCUAAGUGAAGCUCUGGCUCGGAUUCGUUUAUCGGAAUGGGUCGAAAAGCAUGAUGUAAUUGAGGCAUUUCGACUUCUGGAGGUUGCAAUGCAACAGUCAGCAACAGAUCACUCCACUGGAACUAUUGAUAUGGAUCUCAUCACAACUGGAGUUUCAGCAAGUGAAAGGAUGAGAAGAGAGAAUCUUGUAUCAGCAACUCGAAACAUAAUUAUGGAGAAGUUGCAACUUGGGGGACCUUCAGUGCGCUUGUUGGAGUUACUGGAUGAGCUGAAGAAGCAGAGCUCUACCAGCGAAGUUCACCUUCAAGACCUGAGAAAUGCAGUUGCAACUCUUGCGGGGGAGGGAUUUGUAGUUUUCCAUGGUGACAGCGUAAAAAGGGUAUAGUAGACUUCAUGCCAAAACAAUGAAUGGUACAACUAUUUGUCUGGGAUAUGAAUUCUCUGGCUUUUUGGAAAUCUUGGGCGUAUGAUUGAAUGAAGGUUGCCUAGCAUUGACCAGGAGAUUGCUAGAUGUAUUAACUAUUACGUGAUUGUAAAUUUAUAAAUUCUUUUCAUGGUUUGUAUCAGCAACUUUUUAAUUCUUAAAUAUUGCAAGAUUAGCAACUAAAAUAUUAUUUUAUCUCA